GAUCUUUUUUGCGGUCUAGGCGCAACGUUAGCGUUCCGUUAUUACACUUAUUUAUCAUUAUUAUUAUAUAUAUAUAUAUUUUAUUGUUUGUUUGUACGAGCCCUCAUGGCGACGGUGGAGGAACUGAAACUCCGCGUGAGGGAGUUGGAGAACGAAUUGAUCAAGUGCAAGCAGAAGCAGUGCGCCGCCGAGCAGAUGCACCGACCCAAAAUUGACAAGAUGAGCGCCGAAGUUGUCGAUUCCAACCCUUACAGUCGUCUGAUGGCUCUGAAGAGAAUGGGCAUCGUGGAUAAUUAUGAGAGCAUCCGGACGUUCGCGGUAGCCGUGGUGGGCGUCGGGGGAGUGGGCAGCGUGACAGCCGAAAUGCUCACGAGGUGUGGCAUCGGUAAGCUGCUGCUGUUCGACUACGACAAAGUGGAGCUGGCCAACAUGAACCGACUCUUCUUCCAGCCUCACCAGGCCGGCCUCAGCAAGGUGGAGGCUGCGGAACACACGCUCAGAAACAUCAAUCCGGACGUGUCGUUCGAGACUCACAACUACAACAUCACCACCCUGGACAACUUCAACCACUUCAUGGAGCGUCUCAGUCUUGGAGGCCUGGAGGACGGCAAGUCAGUGGAUUUGGUCCUGAGCUGCGUGGACAACUUUGAGGCCCGCAUGGCCAUCAAUAGAGCUUGUAAUGAGCUGGGACAGACCUGGAUGGAGUCUGGAGUCAGCGAGAAUGCCGUGUCGGGACACAUACAGCUCAUCAACCCAGGAGAGACCGCAUGCUUCGCUUGUGCUCCUCCCCUGGUGGUGGCGGCCAACAUCGACGAGAAAACCCUCAAGAAGGAGGGCGUGUGCGCCGCCAGCUUGCCCACGACGAUGGGCGUCGUCGCUGGCAUCCUGGUCCAAAAUGUCCUCAAGUAUUUGUUGAAAUUCGGCCGAGUCAGUUAUUACCUGGGCUACAACGCCAUGCAGGACUUCUUUCCCAGCAUGGCCAUGAAGCCCAACCCGCAGUGCAACGAUCGCCACUGCAGGAGACAGCAGGAAGUGUACAAGAAACGGGAAGCGGAUCGGCCCAAGGUGGAGGCGGUUCAGGAAGAGGAGGAGGUGGUGCACGAGGACAACGAAUGGGGGAUUGAGUUGGUGUCAGAGGAGGCCAAUGAGGAGACGCAGGCCGCGGCGGCCCAAAUUCCCGACCUCCCUGAAGGCAUCUCCGUGGCGUACACCCUCCCGGCGGCGAACAAGGGUGACGGGGAGACGGUAGAAGAGACGGAGCAGAGCCUGGAGGACCUGAUGGCUCAGAUGAGAAAGUUGUAGGCUGCACGGCGGGCAAAUUAAAAGCAAAGCCUGGAAUUAUCAUGGCAAACAUUCAAUGACAUUCCAUAACUGACCAUCAAUAAAGACGAAAAAGAAGGUGAAUGCAUGAAAAAAAAAAAAGGUCACAAUGCUUCAAUAA
Phyllopteryx taeniolatus (common seadragon) is the source of this 1441-nucleotide messenger RNA. It is a transcript of the gene uba5, whose product is annotated as ubiquitin-like modifier activating enzyme 5. The transcript has 11 exons. Gene Ontology annotation, biological process: protein ufmylation. Gene Ontology annotation, molecular function: UFM1 activating enzyme activity. Gene Ontology annotation, cellular component: cytosol; cytoplasm. Bases 106 to 1302 code for a protein of 398 amino acids. Lineage: Eukaryota; Metazoa; Chordata; Actinopteri; Syngnathiformes; Syngnathidae. The record is from RefSeq and is a predicted model, not a curated record.